CAAUACAACUCCCCUCAUUUUCUCUCAUUCUUUAUUCUUGAUUUUUAUGAAUCCUUCCUUUACUCAAAUGUCGGUUUUAGUCACCUCUUUUCCACAAAUUCCAACCACUACACGACAAACUUCAGCGAAGCGAAACAAAAACCAGUUAGGUGAAGAUGUCCGUUAUACAGAUGAGACUAUAGCUUUGAAGAGCUCAGAACCAGCAUCUUGUUACAGUGAUCAUGAUGAGGGGGUGAACUCAGAUUCUUCUGUUAGUGCUGAUGAUGAUGAUAUUCUAGACAACUUUGAUGGCUUGGAAUCUGUUGAGGAGACGGUUACCAAAUAUAACGGGGCUUUGUGUGGGGAAGAAGCACUGCCUGGUGCAAUUGGGUCUGGUUUUAUUCACAGACGGGACAUGUUUUCUACUGAUGAAGUUGGGCACGACAUGAUUGGAAAUGCAAAUGUAGGAGCAGAAUUAAUGAAUUCUGAAGCAGCACAAGGUGACUCUUUUCCUGAGGUUGAUCCAAUACCUAUUCCAGGACCACCAGGAUCAUUUCUUCCCAGUCCCAGGGCUAUGAAUUCAGAUGACUUUCAAGGGAACUCCUCGUUGACCACAAGUCCUGCUCAGUCAUCUCAAGAUCUGCUUGAUUUGGUAGAUGGGGAUUCUUCAGAUUCUCCCAUAUCUGCAGCAUCAACCAUCUCCAAUCCCAUAGCCACUAAAUCUGAUUUGAGGUAUUCAGAAUCAUUGACAUCAGCUGGUGCUGCUCCAGUAGAAGAAAAGAUUGUCUCAGGUUUCUCUAGUACUAACACCAAGUCUUACAUGGAAAAUGCCUUUAUGAAUGAUGAUCAGCCAUGCUGUUGCCAGAGAAAAGAAAUAUCUUCUCAGGGUAUUGCUCUAAAUUUUCAGCAAUCAACACUACUAAAGCGACCAACGAUGGCUUCAGUGACAAUGCCUGCUAUGGAAAUGAAAAUGGGUACAAGUCCAAACAUCAGACCUAAUAAUUUGGAUGUGAGGCCGGGGGCAUUUUCUCUGAGCAGCUCGUCAAGUUCAGUACCUCAGAAGGUUGUUCUACUAGCAAUGAAACCUCUGGCAAGUCCCACUCCUUCAAAGGGAUGUAUGGAUGCUGGAGUGAAGUAUUCAGGUCAAGUUGAUUGUGAGUCUGCCAGUCCAUCUUGUUCCACUCCCGUUCUCAGGUUGAUGGGGAAGAACUUAAUGCUGAAAAACAGCUUGAGGGGAAGCCGGGUAAUGUUACCUGGUGUCUCAAUUGCAAUUGCAAUUGCAACCAAUGAUGGUAGAUCGAGAAGCAUAAGGAUUCACGCGCUAGUGCUCAAGCCAUGUAGCCGCAGUCUAAGAAGUCUACAUUCCUUGACGAACCACAAGGAGGGUCAAAUACCAGCUUCAGUUCAGUCCCGCCCGGGCAAGCCAAUACAGGUGCAGAUAUGUGGGGUUGCACUACUUCAGAACGUUCUGGUGAGCUGCAUGUGUGGCUGCAUUGCCCUCAACAGGUCAUCUUAAACCGUCACUGUAUUAUUCCCCAAGUCUAUCUUAGGAUGGUCUGUGCAUGAUGAUGAGAUUUUUGUAUCAAAUACGUAAUGAACCUUGAGCUUUUCCUUGACAAAAGUCCUGAUGGCCAGACACCAUCAACAGCAAAAACAAUAGCUACACAGGCAAUGCAACUUCAGCAGCUGAGAGAGCUGUUUAUUUCUUCCUCCUUUGGAUUCAAUGUAGUAAUGAAAUAUGGAAAUCAAG
Rubroshorea leprosula is the source of this 1729-nucleotide messenger RNA. The record is from the annotation of a GenBank genome assembly. NCBI's taxonomy places the organism in Eukaryota, Viridiplantae, Streptophyta, Magnoliopsida, Malvales, Dipterocarpaceae.